AUGAAGAGGACUCCACUUCACGAAUCAAUUCGUGAAAGAAAGUUCCGUUUUGAGGGCAUAGAAUACAAGCAUCAGUUUCGCGAACUCAAGGAACCAGUGCUCGUCGAAGAGGAACGAGGAAAAUGGAUUGGUGAUAUCUUCAGAUGCGAGAACCGCAUCUGGAUAUAUCACGGACCCGACGACGCAGAGGGGUUAUGGAGAGAGUUUUCGUGGGAUUCACCAGAAGAAAUAAAGUGUCCAAUAGACCAGUUAAAAGGUACCCAUAUUCUGAACAGAAGUGGAAAUUCCUGGGCUAGAAGAGCGAGCCUUAACUACGAUCUUAAAAAACGGAACCGCGGCCUGAAACGAGCACGAACGGAACCAGACGAAGACACAAUUAGAGAUGAGGACACAAUUAGAGACGAAGACACAACCGCCCGCCAGAUUCCGAGAACCGCCCUUUUUUCACCUGAACCGCAGGCAUCUUCAUCGCGCCUUCCGCCUUCCAGGGCUGAACCCCAGGCACAGGGAUCCGGUGUAAACGCAUGGGUGGAAGAGCUUCUCACCCGAAUACAUACCUUCCCCAUUCCUCGUCGUACCCUUCACCAACGGGUUUCGGAUGCUCUGAUAUUUAUCAAAGAUUUCGAGUGUCCAAUCCCAUUUCAUCGGAGCAAUAGGAGGAGCUCCCAACCCAAUCCGAAGAACAUAGAAUGGGUAGAGGUUCCCGUUCCGACUAAACAAGGAUGUCUCUUCCAGAUUGGCCUUCUUUUUAUGGACAUGACACACAAAGACAACAAAAAACCAAAUGUAAUUGAUUCCGAAACAGGGCAACCGACUGACGCGUGCGCAGUCCAAGAGUUUGCAGCAUCUAUGAUGUUGACGCAAAACUCGCCAGACCAGGCGGGGAGGGUUUUGGCAGCGCUGAACAUCUACCACACGCCACAGGGAAUGGGGAAGAUGAAAGCCAAAUUCGAUUUUGGGGAUAGGGCUGUAUACCACGAGCGGGAUAAGGAGCGUGGCACGACCAUGACACCCUAUGGUCAUGUCACCUUUCCACACAACGACCCGUAUGCUGGACACUCCGUGAUCUGGCAUCUAUCGGGAGUGAAACUCUGGCUGCUGUGGCCACCAACUGAGAGCAAUCUCAGGAAGUUGUGGAGCCAUCAUUUCGCCCCCAACACCCCCUACCGAAGGGAUCUCAAAUACUGGAUCACCCAGUUGGAGGAUAUGGAGGCGAUCUUGAUGGAGGAGGGACAGUCUGCGUUCAUCAUGCGUCCGUACACGGUACAUGCAUGCAUUUCUCUUGGUCCUAGCUGCCACUCUGGGACAAUUUUGAUGGCGCCAGACUCGGUUGAAGACCUUCUCGUUCAUCUGUCACUUGUCGAAGCUGUUAGGUUAGAUGGCGCAUCUGAGGAGACAAUCGGAACGUUCCAAGAGAUCAAGAGGAACUUCGAUGGAAAUCAAAAAGCGGAGUGGAGUGACUUGGCAGAGGACAGUAAAUUCUCUGACAAAGAGACAAAAGAGAAGAUCCGAUCUUGGGUUGCCAGAAUGAAGGCGUGGAGCAGUCAGAACUCCAAUAUAUUGCGUCCGAUUUAG
This is a messenger RNA of Marasmius oreades (fairy-ring Marasmius), 1575 nucleotides long. RefSeq lists its product as uncharacterized. The coding region runs from base 1 to 1575 and encodes 524 amino acids. Lineage: Eukaryota; Fungi; Basidiomycota; Agaricomycetes; Agaricales; Marasmiaceae. The transcript has 4 exons. The record is from RefSeq and is a predicted model, not a curated record.